ACGAAAAUGGCCGCCCGUAUAAUUACUUUAAAGUAAAACGACGACGGUGCCCCUGUAUCCAAUGAGUCAAAGUUCAAUCUCCAGGUCAUACGACGAAAAAUUGUCAGUAGAUUGCUGCGUCGGAGAAGAGGAGGAGCUCAAUGUCAGGUGCCAGAGGUAUGAACUGGGUUCAGCGCAAGAUCUAUCUUUACAAUGUCACUUUUGGGCUCUACAUGUUGGAUUGGUGGGAGCGUUAUCUUUUCAAUACUUUGGUGGUCGUGUUGAUGUGGUUCGUUCUUUACAACGGAUCUCGAUAUGUAACUGAGUUCUGCAAGAGGGAUACCUAAUAUUUUCCACCAUUAGUUGGGGGUGUGAGGAAAGUACUUUGAGCUAUACUUUCGGAGAUAUUGGAAAGAGACGGAAUUUGGACUUAAAACCUCUACACGCAUUCAGGGGCAGAACCAUGUUGGACCUCUGCCCACCCCCGGCCCCCCACACGCACACACAUCUAAAAUUCUAGUUCCGCCCUUACAUGAUGCAUUCAUUUUGCUCAUGGAGAUCUCAUGAUAGCUACUUUCGAAUGGUUCACCAUUUCAAAGUUUUUGGUCAAACGGAUUCCUUUCUCUUUGCUGCUUGUUAUGGUACAUGAGCAUGUAAUAUAUUUCCCAACCGUCGUUUUGUUACUUAAUAGAAAGAGCUGCUUGAAAUGA
Molecule: messenger RNA, 689 nt
Organism: Alnus glutinosa
Lineage: Eukaryota; Viridiplantae; Streptophyta; Magnoliopsida; Fagales; Betulaceae
Exons: 4
Coding region: 141-326 (61 amino acids)
Source: RefSeq, a predicted model, not a curated record